Liolophura sinensis is the source of this 13103-nucleotide messenger RNA. Its product is annotated as dynein axonemal heavy chain 12-like. The transcript has 67 exons. Gene Ontology annotation, biological process: microtubule-based movement. Bases 139 to 12081 code for a protein of 3980 amino acids. NCBI's taxonomy places the organism in Eukaryota, Metazoa, Mollusca, Polyplacophora, Chitonida, Chitonidae. The record is from RefSeq and is a predicted model, not a curated record. Gene Ontology annotation, cellular component: dynein complex. Gene Ontology annotation, molecular function: minus-end-directed microtubule motor activity; dynein intermediate chain binding; dynein light intermediate chain binding.
CGACCAGAUGUUUGACGUUUUAAGUGAAAUUACUCGGAAAAUUCUGAAUUGAAAAAUAUUGAACGAAUGCUUUGGCUAUAAACCUCGUGUUCACAUUGAGUGGACACAUAUUACCGUUAAGUCGACAGGUUUCUCAAGAUGGCUUCCUUAAGAGGUGAGCCAUUGUCGAAAAAACCCAAGAUAAAUGGGAAGAUCGGCAGCAUCGGUCCAGAUGGUUUGCCCCGUCUGCCUCCAAUAAAACGGCCUUCUGUCAAGCAUGAUCCAUAUGCAGCAAGUCCGUUGAUGAGAUUUAGAUUGGCCGAUCAUAAACAAGCUCUUCUUAUGCAAGUUUUGCACAAAGAUGCAUUGUCAGCAUACGAGGAAACGGCUGAGUACAACCAGAAGCGGGUUGCUACGCCAAAGGAGCCUCAGUAUCCUGCAGAGCUAAUGGCCCCCUCGCGAGCUAAAGUGCUCAACUACCAGUAUAUGAAGAAAUGUGUGCAGCAAAGCCCAAUCAUUCCCAUGCAGCAAGAAUGGUUUGACAACAUCAUUAGCCUUAUUCCACCCAGACUACGACUCACUUCACAACUGAGGGAUGUGAUUCAGGAGCUCUUUGAGGAAGUCUCAACGGACUUUGAGGGGAGCAUGAAAAAGUCCAUUGUCCAGCAUGUACUAGUCAAGCCUGAAGGUCGUGGAAUGGACUCGGAUGAUCCAGGACAACCACCAUCAGAACCAGAGGGACUGGAUUUUUCACGGCCAUGGCAUGAAACAUUUAUAGAAAACCGUGAGUUCAUUCGUGAAAACCUUCACUUGCUUCACCCAUCUCAUCAGACAAUUCUGAACAUGUGCCAGACAACACUGGGAAGCAUGAUUUUGGUGGACUGCUCUGAGUACAGAAGCAAAGGUGCGGCCGAUUUUGAACAGCUGAAAAAUAAUGUAACCUUAGAUUUGGAGAAGAUGGAAGACAAGCUAAUGCAUACAUGGUUUCCAGCUGUAAUAAAUGUUUUUGCUGACAAGAAUGCAUUCUCCACAGCGCAGUCAGAUUCAUUUUUUAACGCUGUUACAACACUGAUCUCAAAUCAGCUGAAAGACCUACUAGUUCGAACAAUCGAAGCCUGGGUAAACCUUUUUGACUCUGAAAACAAAGAGCACCUGCCUAUUCUUAAGAUGGAGCUCACUUUUGAUGAUGAGAAAAUGCAGUUCUACCCUCCAUAUGAAGACCUGGAAGAGACAAUAAUUCACGUUAUGACAGCGAUAACUAAGACGUUGCAGCAGGUGCCAACAGUGCAGUCUUGGCUCAGUGGGGGUAACACUGUCACUUACACAGACGCCAGCAUAGCUGACCACAUUCUGAAACAAGCACACAAGACGUUGAUUGAAGCAGUGAAACGAAACUUUGAAGAACCAUCUGCACAUCUGGACUCGUUUAUGGAAAGAUACGACUGGAUUACUAAUGGGAAAGCUAUGACAGACAUAAGGAAAUUCAUGAGUGAAGAGCACAACUUUAAUGAGUAUUGUGAGUACAUUGAGUCCUUCCGUGGAUUGGCCCGUGAAAUAAUGGGUUUGCCAAGCAUUGAGCAUUUUGACAUGAUACGCCUGGACUGUGAAGACUUGAAGAGAGGACUGGCUGAAGCCUCUAGGGCAAAUGCUGAUGUUCUUCUUAGUGAGGUCUCGCAUAAUCACAGGGUGGAGAAUGAAGCAAUCUGUGAGGAGUUUAAACUGAUUCAAGAAAAGGCACUGCAUGUCCCAGAAACUUCAGAGGAACUCAUGGAAAUGGUUUCCUUUGUGGAGAAGGCACGAACCAUGGGAAUGAUUAAACUGAAUGAAAGAAUCAGGGAAUCCCAGCAGAGGCUGGCCUACCUUAUAGAUGUCUACAUGUUCUCCCCAGAGGACAUUGAACUCAACUGUGAAGUCCUGACAUGGCCCAAACGAAUCAACCCAGUGUUUGAUGAAAAUGAUGAGUUGGUGGAGUCUUCCAAACUGAACAGUGAACGUGCUCUGCUGGAUAAACGAGAAAAAGUAAUCUCAGAACUUGAGAAGAUGCGACAAAGAGUGGAUGAAUUCAAUGACUAUGGGGAGUUGGACAUGAUGCAGCAGUACGUCCAAGAUGUCAGAGCUCUCCAGAAACGAUUGGCCGAUGUACAGGAACAGAUAACAUGGAUAAACAAGGAAGAAGUCUUGUUUAAGUAUCCAUUGUCAACAUAUCCUGAUGUUGACGAAAUUUCCAGCUCAGUGGACCCAUUCUACAGACUUUUCAACGUGGUCCUGAAAUGGCAAAGAGCUGAGAAAAAGUGGUUGGAUGGAGCCUUCAAGGAACUGAAUGCUGAAAACAUUGAGGUGGAAGUAGAUGAGUACUGGAGAGAGGUGUACAAGGUGCAGAAGGUGUUCAACCAGAAGGUGAAAAAGAUGACCAUGGAGAGGGAUGAGCGAGAGCGAGAAAGGAAGAAGAAAAGGAGACAUGCUGAGGAUUCUGAGGAAGCAGAGAAGGAGCCAGAGGAGGAAUUUCAUCCACCAGCUGCUGUGGAGGUCUGCAGAAAUGUUCAGGAUGCAAUGAAAGACUUCAAGGAUAUCAUACCUGUAAUCGGUACAAUGUGUAAUCCAGGAAUUCGAGAUCGCCAUUGGCAGCAGAUGUCUGACAUUGCAGGUUUUGACAUCAAACCAGACUCAGGCACAACACUGCGCAAGGUCUUGAAGCUUGAGCUGGAUCCCUUCAUGAAAGAGUUUGAGACCAUCAGUGGAGCAGCUAGCAAGGAAUUCUCCUUGGAGAAAGCAAUGAUUAAGAUGCGAGAGGAAUGGGAUAUGAUUUCCUUCAACACAACCACUUACCGUGACACUGGCAUUGCCAUCCUGGCUUCAGUGGAUGACAUACAGACCACUCUGGAUGACCAGAUUGUGAAGACGCAGACAAUGAGGGGAUCGCCAUUUAUCAAACCCUUUGAGGAAGAUAUUAAGAAAUGGGAGGAGCAGCUGAUCUACAUUCAGGACACAAUUGAUGAGUGGCUGAAGGUCCAGGCCCAGUGGCUGUACCUGGAACCAAUCUUCUCUUCAGAGGACAUCAACCAACAGAUGCCUGAGGAAGGCAGGCUCUUCCAGAUGGUGGACCGCAACUGGAAAGAUGUCAUGAAACAUACCUCCAGAGACCCAAAGGUUUUGGCAGCCACAAGUCUUCCAGGACUCUUUACAAAGCUGCAGGACAGCAAUGGCCUGCUUGACAAGAUCAACAAAGGACUUAAUGCCUACUUGGAGAAAAAACGACUUUUCUUCCCACGAUUUUUCUUCUUAUCAAAUGAUGAGAUGUUGGAAAUUCUAUCAGAGACAAAGGACCCCACUCGUGUACAGCCUCACUUGAAGAAAUGCUUUGAGGGGAUUGCCAGAUUGGAGUACGAUGACAAGAUGGACAUCCUGGCCAUGUAUAGCAGUGAAAAUGAGAAGAUCGUCUUUAGCCAGGCAGUGUCCACCUCAGAGGCGAGAGGUGCAGUGGAGAAGUGGUUGCUCCAGGUUCAAGAUACCAUGUUGAUGUCCGUGAGGGAUGUCGUCCAACAGGCUGUGGAUGCCUAUCCAAUCACCCCACGCACAACCUGGGUGGUACAGUGGCCUGGACAGGUGGUACUCUGUGCCUCCCAGGCAUACUGGACCAGGGAGGUGCACCAAGCUUUGAAGAUGGGACCCCAGGGCCUGUUUGACUACCACAAACAGCUCCAGAACCAGCUCAGCCAAAUUGUAGAGCUGGUGCGAGGCAAACUCAACAAGCAAACAAGGACAACUCUGGGAUCUCUGGUGGUUGUGGAUGUCCAUGCCAGAGACGUCGUCCUGGAUAUGGCCAAUAAAGGUGUGGCUUCUGAAAAUGACUUUCAGUGGCUGGCUCAGCUCAGGUACUAUUGGGAGGAGGAAAAUAUGCAGGUUAGGAUGACCAACGCUACUGUCAAGUACUGCUACGAGUAUCUGGGAAACACACCAAGGCUGGUAAUAACACCGCUGACAGACAGGUGUUACCGCACAUUGGUGGGAGCAUUCCACCUGAACUUGAAUGGUGCCCCUGAGGGUCCUGCAGGCACAGGGAAGACCGAGACCACCAAAGAUUUGGCCAAAGCCAUUGCUGUGCAGUGUGUUGUCUUCAACUGCUCUGAUGGUCUGGAUUACAUUGCUAUGGGCAAGUUCUUCAAGGGUUUGGCAUCUGCUGGCGCUUGGGCUUGUUUUGACGAGUUUAACCGAAUUGACUUGGAGGUCUUGUCUGUGGUCGCCCAACAGAUCCUCUGUAUCAUUCGAGCUGUACAGGGUCAUGUGGACACUUUUAUGUUUGAGGGAACAGAACUGUCACUCAACCCCAUGUGCUACGUCUGCAUUACAAUGAAUCCUGGGUAUGCUGGGCGCUCUGAGCUGCCAGACAAUCUCAAGGUCCUGUUCCGUACUGUGGCUAUGAUGGUCCCUGAUUAUACCAUGAUUGGAGAAAUCUCACUCUACUCCUAUGGUUUCCUGGAUGCUCGAAACCUGGCCGUCAAGAUCGUGACUGUGUAUCGACUAUGCUCAGAGCAGCUGUCCUCACAGUUUCACUAUGAUUAUGGAAUGAGAGCAGUCAAAGCCGUCCUAUCUGCGGCAGGCAACCUAAAGCUGAAAUUCCCAGAAGAAGACGAGGAUAUUCUGUUGCUGCGCUCAAUCAUUGAUGUAAAUUUGCCCAAGUUUUUGUCACAUGACAUUCCACUGUUUGAUGGAAUCAUCUCCGAUCUUUUCCCUGGAUUGUCACUACCUGAGGCUGACUACAAGACCUUCUUAGAUGUUAUACAGGAGGUUUGCACAAAGCGAAACCUGCAGUUUGUUGACUUCUUCAAGCAGAAGAUCAUCCAGACCUAUGAAAUGAUGAUCGUUAGGCAUGGAUUCAUGUUGGUGGGUGAGCCCUUUGGCAGCAAGACUAAGGUGAUUGAAGUGCUAAGUGAGGGGAUGACCCUGCUACACGAGAGAGGCCAUGAGGAGUACGAGAAGGUCCUAAACCGCAUCAUCAACCCCAAGGCGAUCACUAUGGGUCAGCUCUUUGGCCAGUUUGACCCCGUUUCUCAUGAGUGGACAGAUGGAGUGGUGGCCAACACAUUCCGUGAGUUUGCCUCCACAGACACUCCGGACAGGAAGUGGGUGGUUUUUGAUGGGCCCAUUGACGCAUUGUGGAUCGAGAACAUGAAUACAGUGUUGGACGACAACAAGAAGCUGUGUCUGAUGAGCGGAGAGAUCAUCCAGAUGUCAUCAGUUAUGAGCCUCAUCUUUGAAACCAUGGACUUGUCACAGGCCUCGCCUGCUACUGUUAGUCGCUGUGGCAUGGUCUACCUGGAGCCCACAUCCUUGGGGUGGCGGCCCCUGGUCAGAUCAUGGCUGAACCAGCUCCCUCAGAUCUACCACGGGGAUGGACUGGAGCUCAUUGAGGCCAUGUUUGAGUGGUUACUGGACCCCUGCAUGACCUUCGUAAGAAAGAACUGUCGGGAAUAUGUGUCAGCCGGCCAGGCCAACUGCGUCAAGUCCCUCAUGAACCUGUUUGACAUGCUAAUGCAUGAAGCAAUCAAUAAAGAAGAUGCUGCUCAUAACAAGCACAUUAGAACGUACAUACAGACCUCCAUCAUGUUUGGGAUUGUCUGGUCCAUUGGUGCUAUGGUAGACACAGAUGGACGGGCCAGAUUUGAUGCUUUCUACCGUGAACUUUUGAUGGGAAAGCAUGAGGACAAUCCUGUACCCAAGCAACUGGGUAAAAUGGACUCACCCUUUCCCAGUGAUCAUUUGGUGUACGACUUCAUGUAUGAGCAAAAAGCUCGCGGCCAAUGGAGACACUGGAAUGACCGUAUCAGGGGUGCCGAAAUCAAGACGAAGAAUAUUCGACAAAUGCUUGUUCCAACAAUGGACACAGAACGGUACACUUUUCUGAUGGAUUUGUGUAUUCACCAUGAAAGACCUGCACUGUUUGUGGGACCAACUGGGACAGGUAAAAGUGCCUAUGUUCAAGAAAAGCUGAUGAAUGGUUUACCCAAGGAGAAAUAUCUACCAGCUUUUGUGAAUUUCUCAGCCCAAACCAGUGCCAACCAGACACAGUUCAUCAUCAUGUCCCGUUUGGACAAAAGAAGGAAGGGUGUCUUCGGGCCACAAGUUGGGAAAAAAGCUGUGAUUUUUGUGGACGACUUGAACAUGCCAGCGAAAGAAACAUAUGGAGCACAACCACCAAUAGAGCUACUUCGUCAAUACAUUGACCAUGGAAACUGGUAUGAUCUGAAGGACACCUCCAAGCUUGUUCUCCAGGACAUAUUGUUUAUGGCAGCCAUGGGCCCCCCUGGCGGAGGCCGCAAUGACAUCACACCUCGCUUCAUGAGACACUUUCUCCUGGUGGCCAUGAAUCCGUUCAAUGAUGAAACAAUGGUGAAGAUUUUCUCUACCAUGAUUUCAACGUACAUGAGGGCUGAGGAGUUUCCGACGGAUAUCUUCGGGAUGGGCUCUCAGAUUAUCCAUGCCACACUGGACGUCUAUAAACAAGCUAUGGAAAACCUGCUUCCCACACCAGCCAAGUCCCACUACGUCUUCAAUCUCAGAGACUUCUCCAGGGUCAUACUCGGGGUGUGCCUUAUUAGAAAGGGCGAGGUGGAAAACAAGAGAACAUUGAUUAGACUGUGGGUCCAUGAAGUCAUGCGAGUGUUCUAUGACAGACUUGUAGAUGAUGGUGACACAGCCUGGUUGUUUGGAGUUGUACAGGGGUGUGUAAAAGAACAUUUCAAGGAUAGCUUUGAUGGUGUGUUUGAACACCUUGCAAAUGGAGGAGCAGGUGGCAAGUGUAUGGAGGAGGACUUGCGCAGUUUGCUGUUUGGAGACUACAUGGAGCCAGAUGCCGAGCCAGAGGACCGUGUGUACUCAGAGGUCAAAUCCCUGGAGGGCAUGUACACUGUGGUAGAGCAGUGUCUCGAGGAGUACAACAACACACACAAGACACGCAUGAAUCUCGUCAUUUUCAGAUAUGUGUUGGAACAUUUGUCACGUAUCUGUCGCAUUUUACGUACCCCUGGUGGUAAUGCCCUCCUGGUUGGAGUUGGUGGCAGUGGGCGUCAGUCUCUGACACGUCUGGCAACGGCUAUGGCAGGAUACACAGUAUUUCAGCCUGAAAUCUCUAAAAACUAUGGAAAAACAGAAUGGAGAGAAGAUAUCAAGGCACUGCUGAAGAACACUGGAGCUCAGGGAAAGACAACCUCAUUUCUCAUUUCUGAUACACAAAUCAAGGAAGAGGCAUUCUUGGAGGACAUUGACAGUUUACUAAACACGGGAGAGGUCCCCAACUUAUUUGCCCCAGAUGAGAAAGCAGAGAUUAUGGAGGCUGUUCGACCACUAGCCCAAGCUGGAGAUAAAAAUGCUGACUUCAGCCCUCUGGCCCUUUUUGCAUACUUUGUAAACCGUUGCCGAGAGAACCUCCACAUCUUGAUAGCAUUCAGCCCUAUUGGUGAUGCAUUCAGGAACAGGCUGAGACAGUACCCCUCCCUGAUCAACUGCUGCACUAUCGACUGGUUCCAGCCUUGGCCAAAUGAUGCCCUGGAACGUGUAGCCAAUAAAUACUUGGAGCACAUGGAAGUGGAAGAUGAAGCAAAGCUGGAGACUGUGCACAUUUGCAAAUACUUCCAUCAGAGCUCACGAUCGCUGUCAGAAAGGUAUCUAGCUGAGCUUGGCCGCCAUAACUAUGUCACACCUACUUCUUACUUGGAGCUCAUCAAUGCGUUCAAGACACUGCUGACCAUGAAGCAGGAUGCCACUAUGAAGGCUAAGAGGAGAUACGUCGUUGGUCUGGAAAAACUGGCCUUUGCAGCCUCACAGGUAGCAGACAUGCAGCAGGAGCUGGAGAGUCUCCAGCCUCAGUUGGUUAUCUCUGCAGAGGAGAAUUCGAAAAUGAUGGUUGUGAUAGAGAAGGAGUCUGCAGAGGUAGAGGACACAAGUAAGAAGGUGAAGGAAGACGAGAAAGUGGCCAAUGAGCAGGCUGCUGCAGCCCAAGCACUGAAAGAUGAGUGUGAGGAUGACCUGGCUGAGGCUUUACCUGCCCUUGAGGCUGCUCUCUCUGCUCUAGACACACUCAAGCCCUCCGAUAUUACCAUUGUCAAAUCAAUGAAGAACCCUCCGAGUGGAGUAAAACUGGUGAUGGCUGCUGUCUGUGUGAUGAAGGAUAUAAAGGCAGAGAAGAUCAAUGAUCCAUCUGGUACUGGACAGAAGAUUCUUGACUAUUGGGGCCCAUCUAAGAAACUGUUAGGAGACAUGAACUUUUUGGCUAUGCUGAAGGAAUAUGACAGAGACAACAUUGCACCUCACAUCAUGGCAAAGAUCCGCAAGGAGUAUGUUAGUAAUCCAGAGUUUGAUCCAACAAAGGUAGCUAAGGCUUCGUCAGCUGCUGAAGGGCUGUGCAAAUGGGUAACUGCUAUGGAAAUCUAUGACAGGGUGGCUAAAGUGGUGGCACCCAAGAAAGCUAAGUUGGCUGAGGCUGAGUCAGAGUUGAACACAACCAUGGCCUUACUGAAUGCAAAGCGAGCUGAGUUGGCUGCAGUCGAAAAGCGCCUGGCAGACCUGAAGGCAUCCUUCAAGGAAAUGACUGACAAAAAAGAGCAGUUAGAAUUCCAAGUGGAUCUGUGUGGAAAGAAGCUUGUACGUGCUGAAAAGCUGAUCAAUGGUCUUGGGGGUGAAAAGACAAGGUGGACACAAGCUGCCAAGGAUCUACAGGACAUCUAUGACAAUCUCAUUGGUGAUGUGUUGAUAUCAGCAGGUGUCAUUGCUUACCUGGGUCCCUUUACAGCAGCAUUCAGAGACACAUGCACGAAGGACUGGGUCAACCAAUGUCUGCAAAGGAAAAUUCCAUGCUCCUCAGAUUUCUCUCUAACAAAAACUCUUGGAGAACCCAUAAAAAUCCAAGCCUGGAAUAUUGCGGGCCUUCCUCGUGACAGCUUUUCCAUUGACAACGGUGUCAUUGUUGCCAACUCUAGAAGAUGGCCACUCAUGAUAGAUCCCCAGGGACAGGCCAACAAGUGGAUCAAAAACAUGGAGAAAGAUUUCAGCAUGUCUGUGAUAAAAUUAACCGAUGCUGAUUACAUGCGGAAUCUGGAAAAUGCCAUCACAUUUGGAAAUCCUGUGCUCCUGGAAAAUGUAGGAGAAGAGCUCGAUCCUUCACUUGAACCUCUCUUGCUUAAGCAAACCUUCCGACAAACUGGCGUUGACAUGAUACGACUGGGAGAAAACAUCAUAGAGUAUAGCCAGGACUUCCGCUUCUACAUCACAACCAAGUUGCGCAAUCCCCAUUAUCUCCCAGAGGUGGCGGUAAAAGUGUCUCUGUUAAACUUCAUGAUCACACCUGAGGGUCUGGAGGACCAACUCCUAGGGAUUGUGGUAGCAAAAGAGAAGCCUGAUCUUGAGGAAGAAAGACAAGCCCUUAUUGUAACGAGUGCUGCAAAUGCACGGCAGCUGAAAGAAGUAGAAGACAAGAUCCUCCACACUCUUUCUGCCUCAGAAGGCAACAUCCUUGAAGACGAGUCAGCCAUCCAAAUUCUGGAUUCUUCCAAAGUCCUUGCAGAUGAAAUUUCCAAAAAGCAAAAGAUUGCUGAGGAAACAGAAAAGAAGAUAGAUGCGUCUCGGGCUGGUUAUCGACCAAUAGCAAAGCAUUCCUCCAUUCUUUUCUUCUCUAUUGCUGACUUGCCAAAUAUUGACCCCAUGUAUCAGUAUUCCUUGACAUGGUUUGUCAACCUGUAUGUCAUGUCUAUUCAUGACAGCAACAAGUCAAAGAUAUUGGAGAGGCGUCUUCGCUACUUGUCUGACCAUUUUACUUACAGUCUUUACUGUAAUGUUUGUCGAUCUCUUUUUGAGAAAGACAAACUUCUAUUCUCUUUCAUCCUCUGCUCCAAUAUAAUGUCAGCUAAAGGAGACAUGGACAUGCAGGAGUACAUGUUCUUCCUAACAGGAGGCAUUGGCUUGGAGAAUAAGCUAAUCAACCCUGACAACACCUGGCUCUCUGACAAGAGCUGGGAUGAGAUCUGCCGGCUGUGUGAGUUAAAAGCCUUCAGAAAGUUCAGAGAAAGCUUUGUUGACAACUUGGACCAGUGGAAAGAAUUUUACAACUCAAAGGAGCCUCACAAAGUGGAACUGCCAGACCCAUGGCACACAACGCUUAAUGACUUCCAGCGGAUGAUGGUGCUUCGAGCGAUCCGGCCAGACAAAGUUGUGCCUGCCAUCACUGCAUUUGUCAUGGAAAAGUUGGGAAAGAAGUUUGUGGAACCUCCUCCGUUUGAUCUAGCUAAGAGUUAUGCCGAUUCCAAUUGUUGUGCUCCUCUCAUCUUUGUUCUGUCUCCUGGAGCAGACCCUACCAUGGCACUGCUGAAGUAUGCAGAUGACAAGGGCUUUGGAGGAAACAAGUUUAACUCUAUCUCCCUAGGACAAGGACAGGGUCCUAUUGCUGCAAAGAUGAUAGCCAAGGCGAAAGAGGAAGGCACGUGGGUGAUGCUCCAGAAUUGUCAUUUAGCAGUGUCAUGGAUGACAGCAAUGGAAAAAUUAUGUGAAGAUUUCACACCAGAGAACACCCAUCAGGACUUCCGUCUUUGGCUUACGAGCUACCCAUCUCCUAAGUUCCCUGUGACAGUCCUCCAGAAUGGUGUUAAGAUGACAAAUGAACCUCCAACAGGUCUACGUCAGAACCUGCUUCAGUCCUACCUGAACGAUCCAAUCAGUGACCCAGUUUUUUUCGCAGGAUGCCCCGGCAAAGAACUUCAAUUCCAGAAGCUUCUGUUUGGAUUGUGCUUCUUCCAUGCCCUCACUCAGGAGAGGCGGAAGUUUGGUCCCAUGGGCUGGAACAUUCCCUACGGUUUUAAUGAAUCGGAUCUCCGCAUAUCCGUGCGACAACUGCAGAUGUUCAUCAAUGAAUAUGAUGAUGUUCCAUUUGACGCCAUUUCCUAUAUGACGGGUGAAUGUAACUAUGGAGGCCGUGUGACGGAUGAUUGGGACAGACGCUUGCUCCUGUCUAUUCUGGCAGACUUUUACAAUGAACACAUCAUAGAGGAUCCUAAAUACAAAUUCUCCCCUAGUGGGCUGUACCAUGCUCCACCUAAGGGAGCCUACAAUGACCAUGUGGAGUUUAUAAAGUCUUUGCCUCACAAUCAAACCCCAGAGAUAUUUGGCAUGCAUGAAAAUGUUGACAUCACCCGGGAGCUUCAGGAGACAAAGCUGUUGUUUGACUCUGUGUUGCUGACACAGGGAGGUGGUGGGGGAGGAGGUGGAGGGAAAUCAGAUGACUCCCUCUAUGACAUUGCCUCAGACAUCCUUGCCAAGCUGCCAAAUGACUUUGACAUAGAGCAGGCUAUAAAGCUGUACCCUGUGGUGUAUCAGGAGAGUAUGAAUACUGUCCUGGUUCAGGAGAUGGAGCGGUUUAACCGUCUGAUCCAGAUCAUUCGCACAUCGCUGAAGAACCUGCAGAAGGCUAUCAAAGGUUUGGUGGUCAUGUCCUCUGAUUUGGAAGCUGUCGCCAAUAGUCUCCUUAUUGCCAAGGUGCCAGCCAUGUGGGCAAAGCGAUCCUAUCCCUCACUCAAACCAUUGGGAAGCUACAUCAAUGAUUUUCUGGAGAGGCUCAAGUUCUUACAGGGGUGGUACAGUUCUGGGAAGCCAGCAGUUUUUUGGGUGUCUGGGUUUUUCUUCACUCAGGCAUUUUUGACAGGAGUAAUGCAGAACUAUGCCAGAAAGUUCACCAUUCCGAUUGACAAAUUGGCUUUUGAUUUUGAGGUGUUGCCAAUGGAGACUAGUACCAAACCUCCUGAGGAUGGAGCAUACAUUAAUGGACUCUUCCUGGAUGGAGCAAGAUGGGAUAGAAAGGCUGGAAUGUUAGGAGAGCAGCUGCCUAAGGUCCUAAAUGAACCAAUGCCAAUCAUCUGGCUAAAGCCUGGUCUUAAGGUUGAAAUUGACAAAAUCGCGGGUCGCUACACCUGUCCUGUGUACAAGACCAGCGAGAGAAAGGGAACUCUCUCAACGACAGGUCACUCCACCAACUUUGUGUUGGCCAUGUUCUUACCAACAGACAAACCAACACAACACUGGGUCAAAAGAGCAUGUGCUCUCCUCUGCCAGUUAGAUGACUAAACUUGGAUUUGUGGACAUUCAUUUUUUGCAGCAUAAGCUUAACAAAUGUUUUAAGUUUCACGCACAUGGUUAUAUAUCAGCGAAAGUCUAAAAGGCUCCCAAACUACAGCCAGUAUUGUGAACAUUGUCAGCAUCUGUAACUUGGUCAUUGCAAAAUUAUAGAACAAAAUGAACACUUCGGUGUUACGCAUUACUAUAAAGAAAGUUUGUUCUAUUUUGUGAAUAAAUUCAAGUAUUAAAUAUAGUACUGUAUUCAUAUCGUGCCACACAUUUUUUGGGUGAUUUGACCAUCAGAUUGAGGUUUUAUACAUAUUAAAUUGCAUAUUUUUACCCUUCUAUAUAAUGUAAAUAUUUUAUUACCUAAACUGUUUAAAAUUAAUAUGAAUUUCUUGAAGUUAGUCUUCUGUUUGUAUUUAAUGUGUAUAUGCUUUUGUUUUUUUUUUUUUAAGUUUUUUGCAAUUUGUAAAUAUUAUAUAUAGUUAAUUCAUAUGUGAAAGUCAGCUACUCCGUGGUCUUGCUGGUGUGUGAUACACAUGAUGAAUGUUUGGAGACAUUCAUUAUUUGUUAUUUAUUGAAGAAUUGGGUUUUUAUUUAUGAAGUGCUUUGCAUUUUACAAGCCAUCUGUGAUUUGUUGAACUGUGAUACUUAAGAUUAAUGUUUACUUUUUUUUUAUAUCAGAUACAAUUAAUUUGUAUGCGCAACAUAUAAUUUUUAACUACAUCAGUAUUUUUGCCAUUGAGCUGGCAGUGGAUAUGGAUUAGGGAUCUGAGGGUGGGUAUUAAGGGAGAAAUAUCAUUGUAAAGUGUUGCAGAUUUUUGCUGUUAUAAAUUUGGACCAGUAUGGGCAGAUAUUGUUACUCUGAUUGGGUGUUUGAGUAGUCAUGAGCCUCUCGGAUUCAGUAAUAAGCACCUCAGAAGGAUGGGUCUGAGGGUGGUGACAAAUGGGUGUUUUUUUUUUUUUUCUUUAACCAUGUUACUAUCAAAACUUGUCCAAAAAAAUUGCAAAUAAAAUAGUAAAACUUC